Dentiscutata erythropus is the source of this 468-nucleotide messenger RNA. Lineage: Eukaryota; Fungi; Glomeromycota; Glomeromycetes; Diversisporales; Gigasporaceae. The record is from the annotation of a GenBank genome assembly.
AUGUCUCAUCGGUUGUCUUUACGUUAUGGAUACCAGAUAAUUACGAAAUUAUUGAAAAAUGUGGAGGUGAAUCUGAGUUCAUGGUUUAACAUGAAAGAAUGUAGGAAAAUAAUUCAGGUGUAUCCGAAUGAGAAACAACGAAAAAUAUUAUUGCGCUGGAUGAUGGGUUAUAACCAUUGGGUGGAUUUUGUUAAGAAAGGAGUAAAAUUAAUAAAAGGAAAAGAUACAUCUCAGAUAUUAAGAAAAAGGAUGUAUUAUAUUUUGGAUAAAACUCAUAACUUGGUUAACGAAUGUCAUAGAAAGUUAGCAAAAUACCUUUGCGACCACUAUGAUCGCGUUCAAGAGCCAAGGCAUGGUAGACCUGAUGCGACGGAAGAUCGAUGGAAAGACGGUCCAGAUGCAAAACUUACGUUUUUGAUACUCUUGCACUUUUUUGAUAUUCCUAUGGUGCAGACACCAAAGCACUGA